Molecule: messenger RNA, 4698 nt
Organism: Coregonus sp. 'balchen'
Lineage: Eukaryota; Metazoa; Chordata; Actinopteri; Salmoniformes; Salmonidae
Source: the annotation of a GenBank genome assembly
AUGCAAUCAAAUAAGCAAGGUGAUUGCCCUAUGUUCAGGUUGUCAAUCUUGUCAGUGAUUUUCUGUUUACACCAGGUCAACUUUUGACAGCUCUGCUUUUGAUUUAUAAGGCCAGAUACAUCAGUCUACCAGGCCAGAUACAUCAGUCUACCAGGAUAGGAAUAAAUAUUAAAAGGGUCUUACUCUUAUAUUCCUAGAUGCUUUGCUGGCGGACUUGGAGUCGACGACCUCCCACAUCUCCAAGCGGCCAGUGUUUCCGCCGGACGAGUCGCCCUACUCUUUCCCCACGGGAGGACAGGCCCCUCCCCCUGUACCACCACCUCCCUCUGCUGAGGCCCUGAACGGAACCUUGCUUGACCCCCUAGAUUCCACCCCCUUGUCCACACAGGUACAUACACAUAUAUACAUAUUUGUGUUCCCAUACACACGCACAAGGCUGGUGUGGGUUCAGGCUUUUGCUCAAGUUUGUAACAGAUCUGAUUCAACUAAUAAAGGCUUGGUGAAGACUAUGAUUGGUUGAGCAAAAGCCUGUGCCCACAUGACACAUUGAGAAUAAAGUUGUACACCCCUGACAUACACCCAUUUACCACAUUACCCAUCUAGAACACUCCUACUACACUUCUAAAGAUGGACCUAUCCUUUCUUAGUCCUACAGCCCUGCACAGAAAAGCUUGUGGUCCAGGGACAGCAGUAGCCCCCCCUUACCCCGAAGCGAAGAGGACCACGUCUACAGGUAAUAAUGAUCAUCAUUAACAAUACACUUUGUAUGUAGCUACACAGGACAAAAUUAACAUCAUAUGUCUGUUACUGAUGUGUGUCUCUCUCUGUUGGUUCUUGCAGCUUCCCCAACAAGCAGAAGAGUACGGAGGCUGCCAUGAGCUCCUCCCUGGGCUGCAACCUGUCGGAGCUGGACCGGCUGCUUUUAGAGCUCAACGCCGUGCAGCACAACACGCCCUCCUUUCCCACUGAGGGUACGCUACACCAUUAUGUGUGCAUCCCAAAUGGCACCCUAUUCCCUAUUAUAGUGCACUGCUUUUGACCAGGGCCCACACGUAGAAAACCCUAUUUGGUACAUAAAAGCAUUUAACAGUCACUGUCUUUUGACCGUUGCAGUUGUUGAAACCUGGCAAUAUGUAAAUGUUUAUUUUUAUCCUCCUGUGUUGCAGAAGAGUCAGCCCCGCCCCUCCCCUCCAGCAGCACCACCCAUUAUGUGCAGGCGAACGGGGUUUUGGGGGCCGGCAAGGUGCCUCGCCCCACCAUGGAGAAGCCCAAACGCAGUGUGGCCACCAGGGUCAUCGAAGACGUGCGCCCCAGCGCCAAGAGCCUCCUGGACAAGCUAGAAAGUUCUGUGCCCUCUCCCAUGUAAGGAUUAGAGCUGGUCAAAAACGUUGCCAUCACCAUAAAUGGGGGACAAUUGACCGCAAAGCAAUGGCACUGCACCUCAAGUUCCGGAAGACCGUUUAAUCUUACUCACAGAUCGUGCUAUGUCCUUUUGUGUUUUUCAUGUUUGACUUUGGUCAUUUUACGCUCAUUAUUAUGACCUAAUGUUUGUUUAUUUGAUCUCUAGCCCUACCCCAUUGGUGGAGGAGGAGACGCCCUCCCAGCUGCAGGCCAGAAUCUCAGCCUCCUCCGCCACGCGGGAGCUUGACGAGCUCAUGGCCUCGCUGUCCGACUUCAAAGUCCAGAGCAACGUGAGUUUUACAGAAAGAUUGUUACGAGGGUGGGUGGAUGAGAAAGAGACCGGUGAGUGUGGUAUUUGGUAUUUUUUUAGGAUCCCCAUUAGCUGUUGCGAAAGCAGCAGCUACUCUUCCUGUGGUCCACAGAAAACAUAAAACAUGCAUUAUUCAGAACAUCAAUAGACAAGAACAGCUCAAGGACAGAACUACAUAAAUGUUCAAACGGCACACACAGCCUACAUAUCAAUACAUGCACACAAAAUAUCUAGGAUGGAUGGAUGGGGGGUGGGUGUCAGGGUGGGUGGGGUGAAAGAUGAGAAAGAGUACUAUGCAGGUACAGAUUGGGUGAAGUAACUUAGGGUGAAAUGUGCAUUCAAAUAAAUAUAUUGAUUAGAAACCGGGUGGUGGAAAGUCAACUGAGGUUGCUUUAAAAAGGUAGGUUGUAAAUGUAUAUUUAUUUUUGGCAUUGAUGUGGGGGUUCUUCACACAGGUAGAAUCCUGUGGUCUAGAAUGUAAUGUACAUUGGGUCGGGCAGUUACUAUCAUUUACCUUAUCGAUCCCACAAUACAACAAGUUAUUUACUCUAACCAGGUUUCCAACCUUUUUAUGUGAGUGAAGUACAUGUCGGAUAUUUUUUUUAAAUGACAGGCGUGAUGGAAACUGCUAAUUUUGUCUGUAAACUUUCCAAAUGUCGACAAAACAAAAUACGCUUCACAAAGUGGGAUCUUUUUGUGUCUGUAAAAUGUAUUAUGCGAGAAAUGGUGGUGGAAACACCUUUAUGCGCAAAUAUUGAUAGAAUAGCAUCAUACCGAAGUAAAGUGCAUUCGGAAAGUAUUCAGACCCCUUGACUUUUCCACAUUUUGUAACGUUACAGCCUUAUUCUAAAAUGGAUUUAAUAGUUUUUUACCCUCAUCAAUCUACACAUAGUACCCCAUAAUGACAAAGCAAAAACAUUUUUAUUUUUAUUUAUUUUUUGCAAAUGUAUUCAGGUUGGAUGGGGAGCGUCGCUGUGUGCUUAGGGUCGUUGUCCUAUUGGAAGGUGAACCUUCACCCCAGUCUGAGGUCCUGAGCGCUCUGGAGCAGGUUUUCAUCAAGGAUCUCUCUGUACUUUGCUCCGUUCAUCUUUCCCUCGAUCCUGACUAGUCUCCCAGUCCCUUCCACUGAAAAACAUCCCCACAGGAUGUUGCUGCCAACACCAUGCUUCACCGUAAGGAUGGUGCCAGGUUUCCUCCAGACGUGACGCUUGGCAUUCAGGCCAAAGAGUUCAAUCUUGGUUUCAUCAGACCACAUAAUCUUGUUUCUCAUGGUCUGAGAGUCCGUUAGGUGCCUUUUGGCAAACUCCAAGCGGGCUGUCGUGCUUUUUACUGAGGAGUGGCUUCUGUCUGGCCACUCUACCAUAAAGGCCUGAUUGGUGGAUUUCUGCAGAGAUGGUUGUCCUUCUGGAAGGUUCUCCCAUCUCCACAGAGGAACUCUAGAGCUCUGUCAGAGUGACAAUCGGGUUCUUGGUCACCUCCCUGACCAAGGCCCUUCUCCCCCAAUUGCUCAGUUUGGCCGGGCUGCCAGCUCUAGGAAGAGUCUUGGUUAAAAACUUCCUCAAGUUAAGAAUAAUGGAGGCCACUGUGUUCUUGGGGACCUUCAAUGCUGCAGAAAUUUUUCGGUACCCUUCCCCAGAUCUGUGCUUCGACACAAUCCUGUCUCGGAGCUCUAUGGACAAUUCCUUCGACCUCAUGGCUUGGUUUUUGCUCUGACAUGCACUGUCAACUGUGGGACCUUUAUAUAGACAGGUGUGUGCCUUUUCUAAAUCAUGUCCAAUCAAUUGAAUUUACCACAGAUGGACUCCAAUCAAGUUGUGGAAACAUGUCAAGGAUGAUCAAUGGAAAAAGGAUGCACCUUAGCUCAAUAUUGAGUCUCAUAGCAAAAAGGUCUGAAUAUCUAUGUAAAUAAGGUAUUUCAGUUGCAAAAAUGUCUAAACCUAUUUUCACUUCAUUAUGGGGUAUUGUGUGUAGACUGAGGAAAAACAUUUAUUUAAUACGUAACGUUACAAAAUGUGGGAAAGUCGAGGUCUGAAUACUUUCUGAAUGCACUGUACAUUUGGAGUCACGUGAUGAUAUUUGUGUAGUCCUCCCACUACGACUCAGGAAAUCAGGCAGUUUAUUGGGCUACAGAUGAAUUAUGAUGAACUUCACAGGUUGGUGAAAAGUGCACAGUGAUGAGCUUGAUGCUCCUUUAUAAUAAAUAUUGAGGGUCUUAUUCUGGUGACAUGAUGAUUUGACCCUUGGCUGCUGUUUGACAAAAAAAAUAUCUCUCUUUUCUAUAAUAAUAAUCUCAUCAUGUAGGCUAGCCUACCCACACUGCCAAGACCAGAGUGGGCACAUUUGCUAUUUAACGCAACAGUUUUUGUGACUAACCAAUGAGUUGAAAAUGUGAUAGAAACACACAUUAGAUUUUUAUUCGGUACAUGAAAGCUUAAGCGGAAAGGUACCUUUUGAUUAUUUUAAUUAUUUUAUUAGCACUACGUCAUCACACGCUGCUUUUUAUCCACAACAAGUCAGUUUGGUCGAAACACCACUGGUGGGAAAAUGCGUAUAUUGUCUUUAUGCAGAUUUUAGAAUAUUUGCAUGAAAGUAUGUCUCCAAUUUGGAUGGAAACAUAGCUACUGUGAGGUUUGUAAGUGAGGAAUGUGAAUUAUUUCUAUAUUCAUCACUAUGAUAUAUUAUGCCACUUUUAACAAGGCUUUGUGGAAAUGGUCAUGAUUGACUUGCCAUGAUGCAUGUCUGCCACUGUGGUAACUUCCCAUUCCUACCUCUCCUCAAACCAUUUCUCCUUUUAUUUUUUAUUUUUUUUGUCUCCUAUUAUUACUGUCUUCCAUCUCCAGUCUGGUUCUCAGUUGUCUGUCAAUAUAGAACCUCUACUGCUCAGUCAAGGAUCAGAACCCUCCUCCUUAGAGACAGUCUGCUGCCCCAGUAGUUGUAACCAGAGACCCAACUGGGCCUGUGGAUCUGCAGCUGGAGCCCCCCAGUGA